AUGACGGCCUGGUCUAUGGUAGGGAAGUUAAAAAUGGAGAAGAGGAACUCCAGAGAAGACAGAAAUGUGGAACAAGAUGCUGGGGAAUGCAGUGCUGAAUCUGAGGAAUGGACGAGCUCAGAAAGUGAACCUGAGCAACCAUACUUCAGAACCAGCUGUAGCCACACUCAGUGGAGAGAAAAGGAGGUUUCCACCAAACCACAUCGGCCGCUCUGUCGGUCCCCUUGUUUGGAUCGCCCAAGUUUUUCACAGAGCAGUAUCACCCAAGACUUGAAGCUAGAUGAAUGCAAAGCAAAUUUGGACAAAGAAUACCAAGCUAAAAUGGAUUUUGCUUUAAAGCUUGGAUAUGCAGGAGAUCAGAUCCAGGCUGUACUGAAUAAACUGGGAGCAGAUGCCCUCAUCAAUGAUGUUCUGGCAGAGCUGGUGAGACUUGGUAACAAGAGUGAACCCGAGGGACAGAGCAGUGCCAGCGGUACCAUUAGCACUCUGGUGCCAAGAGGCCCUUGCACAAAGGAAAUAGCAAGCCCUGAAUUGUCACUUGAAGAUGAAGUUGUGGAUAACAGUGAUAACUUGAGGCCAAUUGUCAUUGAUGGAAGCAAUGUGGCUAUGAGCCAUGGGAAUAAAGAAGGAUUUUCCUGCCGGGGAAUUCAGCUAGCUGUUGAUUGGUUUCUGGAAAAAGGACACAAAGAUAUCACUGUGUUUGUGCCUGCAUGGAGAAAAGAACAGUCUCGACCUGAUGCACCAAUUACAGAUCAAGAAAUCUUACGUAAAUUGGAGAAAGAAAAAAUCCUUGUUUUCACUCCAUCUCGAAGAGUUCAGGGAAGGAGAGUGGUUUGCUAUGAUGAUCGGUUCAUAGUAAAACUUGCCUUUGACUCAGAUGGCAUCAUCGUAUCAAAUGACAACUACCGGGAUCUUCAAAAUGAAAAACCAGAAUGGAAGAAGUUCAUCGAGGAGCGGCUGCUCAUGUAUUCUUUUGUGAAUGACAAGUUUAUGCCUCCUGAUGAUCCUUUAGGACGCCAUGGGCCAAGCCUUGAAAAUUUCUUAAGGAAAAGGCCAGUUAUUCCUGAGCAUAAGAAACAACCGUGUCCUUAUGGUAAAAAGUGCACCUAUGGGCACAAAUGUAAAUAUUACCACCCAGAACGGGCAAACCAGCCUCAAAGGUCAGUAGCGGAUGAGCUUCGAAUAAGUGCCAAAUUAUCUGCUGUGAAAACUAUGAGUGAGGGAGCCCUGGCCAAAUGUGGCACAGGGCCAUCCAGCUCCAAAGGAGAAAUCAGUUCUGAAGUGAAACGCAUUGCCCCAAAACGUCAGUCAGAUCCAAGCAUUAGAUCAGUAGCUGUGGAGCCUGAGGAAAAGUUCUCAGUAGCCCGGAAGUUCGAGGCCAGCUCUGUCCCGUCACUGGUUUCUGCGUUAAGUGUUCCAACGCUCCCUCCUCCAAAAAGCCAUGCAGCUGGGGCAUUAAAUACUCGUUCUGCAAGCAGCCCGGUGCCAGGUUCCUCACAGUUCAUACAUCAGAAAUCUUCACUGGAGCAUAUGUCCAGUGUGCAAUAUCCUCCUAUACUAGUCACCAAUAGCCAUGGCACCUCAGUUAGCUAUACUGACCAGUAUCCCAAAUACGAGUCCUUGGGGGACCAUGGCUAUUACUCCUUACUCAGUGAUUUCUCCAACUUGAGCAUAAGUAGUAUCCGUAACACAGAUUAUUACGGGGCUGAUGUGGACCAGGGUAUAUAUUCUAGAAACUCAAGCCCCUGUCCUGACAAUUGCUUAAGCCAUUCAAGUAAUGAUUCUUAUUCCUCUUACAAUGACUUGUACCUGGGUGUAGCAGAUGCCAGUCCAGAAGACAAUGUGAAGAUCCACAGACUGCCACCGCAAAAUCGUCUGCAGCCUUUUUCCCAUGGGUACCAUGAAGCCUUAAGUAGAGUUCAGAGUUACGGAGCUGAGGAGCCUAAGCAAGCCCUUCGCAAACAGUCAGUUUCCCACUUAGGCCUACAUGCCCAGCAUGCAGUUGUUGGAGCACGAUCCAGUUGUCCAGCAGAAUACCCUGUGCCUCAAAAUGUUCACCCAUCAACUUCCCAGCCAAGCCGUGCCUUGGUGAUGACAAGAAUGGACAGUAUUUCUGACUCGCGGCUUUAUGAAAGUAACCCUGGGAGGCAGAGGAGGCCACCCCUGUGCCGGGAGCAGCACGCCAGCUGGGACCCAUUGCCUUGUGCAUCAGACUCUUACACUUACCACUCAUAUCCACUGAGUAACAACCUCAUGCAGCCGUGUUACGAACCUGUAAUGGUAAGAAGCAUGCCUGAGAAGAUGGAGCAGCUCUGGAGGAACCCCUGGAUCGGGAUAUGUGGUGAGCCACAGGAACCACAUAUCAUCCCAGAACAUCAGUAUCAAACAUACAAGAACCUUUGCAAUAUUUUCCCUCCGAGCAUUGUCCUUUCAGUGAUGGAAAAGAAUCCCCACAUGACAGAUGCACAACAGCUGGCAGCUAUGAUUGUUGCCAAAUUAAGAACAGGGCGUUGA
Molecule: messenger RNA, 2514 nt
Organism: Chaetura pelagica (chimney swift)
Lineage: Eukaryota; Metazoa; Chordata; Aves; Apodiformes; Apodidae
Gene: ZC3H12B
Product: zinc finger CCCH-type containing 12B
Exons: 5
Coding region: 1-2514 (837 amino acids)
Cellular component (GO): cytoplasmic ribonucleoprotein granule; nucleus
Molecular function (GO): metal ion binding; RNA endonuclease activity; mRNA binding
Source: RefSeq, a predicted model, not a curated record